AUGGCCAAAAAACGUAAGUUAUUUUUUCUUCAUUGCGCUGAAUAAAAAGAAAAUUUCUCAGAAGGCUCCCCGAAACGUUUCCAACAGAAGACGGCGGCCCAACUCAGUGGGUUUUUUCCUCCAACCUGGACUCAUGACUCUCAUUUCAAAUCUGGAACAUAAUCAAUAUUCCAAAUAUUUCAGAUCGUGAAGCCGCUAUCAUCCGCGAGCAACAGGAGCGAGGUAAUUUUCACUCUUUUUUUUAAUAAUGAAAGCUUCAAAAUUUAUUUUUACAAAUGAGUCGUUUUCAGCGGACUCACGCCGUGGAGGCCUUCGUCCUCAGGCUCCUCAUCCUGCCGGUCCUCAUCCUGCCGGUCCUCGUCCUGCCGGUCCUCGUCCUGCCGGUCCUUGUCCUGCCGGUCCUCGUCCUGCCGGGCCUCGUCCUGCCGGUCCUCGUCCCGCCGCUCCUCGUCCUCCGCAAGCUGCUCCAUCAGCUGCUGGUAAAUCAUCAUAAUCAGAUCUCAUUAAUUCAAUACAAAAAUUAGAUUAACCACGUCAAAAUUUCCUUGUUUUUUUUAAAUUGUUGCAAUUCAAUCUAUUUUUUCCUGGCAUUAGCUGAAAAAUGUAACUCUUACUUUUGAUAAAUUACCGAAUUCAGUCGAUGAAGUGCAACCGGAAAACGAAGCUGUCGUUGCUGCGGACGGGCCCGAGGAACCUGCCGUCGAUUCUCUCGCCGGCAGGCCCGUUUCUGGCAGCGCCAUCGCCAGUAAGUCUCUGCAAGAUUCAGAAUUUCCAGCUCCAUUUUUUAGCAAAAGCACCGUUUCAAAAUAAGAAAGCUUUACAACGUUUUUAAAUGAAAAGACAUUGAGAUUUGAUUCCAGUAAAAAUCAAAGAGUUCAAACUUCAAUAAACUAUUUGAGAAAUCUUCUCGCUGGAUGACCGUUUAGAUCAAUUCAGUAAAUAUUUAUUCAAGUCUGAUAGAUUUCUCAGCAAAGCUUCAUUCAAAAAUAAUGAAAGAAUCGAAAAAAAUUUUUAUUUUUCGAGUAUGCAAACGGAAGUUUCAGACGUCGCCAUGCAAGCGGGAAGCUCUGAAAGCUUGAAUUCAAGUGGACCUGCAACCAAACGUCAAAAGCUCGUGGAUAAAGCGACUUCGCCGUUUGGUAGGCGUUUCAUUUCAUCUUUUUCUGGGUUGAGUGUCUUGGGAAAAAAAUCUCCUCAUUCGUGAAUUGGCCGGAAAUUGUCAAGCUUUGUGAAGUUUGAGAGAAUUUUUUCCAGUUGCACCGAAAAGUUUUGAUCCGUCGUCGAAGAAUGAAGAGCACACCAACCAGUCUCAUGAUUUGACGCGUCGCGAAGGCGAUGUUAUCGUCCGGAUCGCGCCGAAUGAGAGCAGUGACAGUGAGAUAUUUGCACAAGAAACAUUGAAAACUAAACUUAUUCCAGAUUCUUCGGCUCCUCCUCCAUAUAUCUAUCUAAACGGUGUUCGGUACCGCUGGGCUCCUGUUGCAGUGGAAAAUGGACAUGAGUCGACGGAAUCUACAGGAGAAUUUUCGAGCGCUUCUGUCAUGGGUGCGUCUGAAAAUUUUUUUGUGAAUAAACAGAAAUAAAAAAGAAAUUUGCAUUAAGAAGCCAAAAACCGCUAUAAAUCCGAUUCAGCAGUCUGGUCAAUUCUGUUUUUUGCUAGCCAGUCAAAUUCGAAUUUUCUAAUGAAGCGGAAAAAGCUAAAUUCAGCAAAUAUGUCCUUUUGAAGACUAUAGAACUACAAAUAUGAGGUUCUUCUGAAGAUUACCAUGUUUCGUGAAACAAAUUUUUAAGAAUUCUCAAACUUUUGGGCCUGUAUUUUAUUCGCAAAGUCUUCAGAGACGAUGAACUCCAUCGGCGACGGUGUUUCACCUGCCAUCGUUUCUCAAGACGACGGCAGACGAAGUUCUGCUUCGUCGGUCGUCACGGCUGGUGAGUUACGCGGAAAUGUUUGAACUAAAGUUUGCAUACGUUGGUUUCUUUUCCAAAAAAAGAUAAAAAAAAAAGAGUUUCUGAUUCCUAAAAUCUGAAUGAGUGUUUUUUUCUAAACUUUCACUUCUGUAUUCAAUUUGACAAACUUCGACGAAGAACUUUGAGAAAAAAGAUCAUGGUCUUUUUUGACUGAACUUUUCUUUCAAAUAUGCAUAUUACUGAGUUUCAGAAGAACCGAGCGCAGUCUCCACGCAGGCGCCACCAACUCAAGCCUCAAACACUUCCGAAUUGGUUUCGCCAACCUACGGAUGUCAGUUUUACCCGAAAUGAAUAAUAUUUCAGAGAAUAUAUUUUGGCAAAAUUUUGGAGUUCACUUCAAACGAAUUUUCAUUGAGCUAUGAAAGCCAAAUUGAUUUUUGGGUUUCAGACACGAACAUCAGCGUUGUGCAAGUCUCCUUCACGAGCAAUGAGUCGAGAGCCGCGAACUCGGAACCGUCCAUCAACAGCUCGACGGCAAUUUCGUAUGACGUCACUCAAAGAAGCGACAGACCGACCCAAGUCUCGUCGAUCUCAAUUGGUAGGUUAUUCAAAAAACUUGCUCAUAAUCUAAAGCAGGUGCGCAAAAAUGAAUAUUUUUCAACGAAUAUCGUGUGAUUCAAACUCAUCUUGUUCUGUUCAAAACGUAUUUUGAAUGACACGCGAGGAGAUAAAUUACUUCGAAUUCUCAAGUUUAAAUGAACUCGCGGAUUUCAGAGCGUGAAUUGAACAUCAGUGAAGUCAACGGAGAAGUGAGCAACUUGACUGGCACACCGUCGUUCGUUGCCCAGAGCAGCGGCUGGCCCAGCCAAGUGUCCUCGCUCGUUUCGACUUGUGAGUCAUUUGAAAAAUCCAGCGUUUCAUAACAAAAGCCUCUCGCAUAAAUUGAUUAUUUUCUAGAAAAAUAACAACCCUCUCCUUUUAAGAAGCUCUUGAUUAUUUUUCAUUUUCAUAGUGUGAAACGGUAGUUUGAAGAUAGAGAAAUAUCAAUUUUUUUGUGAGAAAAUGAUUCGAAAUAAAUGAAAUGGAUAAAAAAAUUAAACAAAAACUGAAAUAUCCAAUCAAAGAGUCGGAUUGUUCCCUAUUAGUUCGUCUCACUGCCUUUCAAAAAACAAAGAUUUUCGAGAAUCGAGUUUCAGAUUUUCGAACUCCGACGUCGCCGCUCUUGCUCUCCACGCCGGCCGACCAAUCUCAACCGAUUCCAUGUGAUCUGACCGUUGAGAACGACGUCUCGCCGGGUUUUUCCCAUAUUUCCAUUCUGUUACCAAGAUUCUGCAAUUCAGAUCACAUCGGGCACGUCUCUGUCGAUCAUGGAAGUGAUGGGUUGGCUGGAGAACCUGCCGACGUCUCAAGCGCCGGCAGGCCCAGUCUCCUGUCGAUCACAACCGGUAUGUUACUCGGAAGUUUUAGCGUUUCCAUUCGAAAUUUCGGAAAAAAAAAUCACCUUUCUCGAAAAUUUCUGGCAGCGGGGCUUUUUUAACAUUGUUGAAACCGAUUUUGGUUGUAAUGAAAAGGAACUCUAAUUAUCAGCUCUUCUGAGAUUUCACUGACAACCUUUUGGAUUGAUCCAAACCUAGAGAUUUUUUGAAAUCGAACUUUUAGACAACGACGCUCCGAUCUCGCCAUUGGUGACAUUCACUCCGAUUGAGAGCCUCGACAUCGUUUCCCACCUCUUGCACAAUCGGAACAUCGGUUUGUCUCGUUUUUUCGUCAAGCUCAGAUCCAACUGAAGAUAUAUUUCAGACGGAAUAAGUAUAUACUUCAAAGAAAAACAAAAAGCUAGCUUUCUAAAAACAAAAAUGAAUUUUCCGUAAAAUGUACCUAUUUUUAUAAAUUGAUUCCCGUUUCCGAAAACAAGUGUUUUGAAUUUCAGUUCUGAAGCUGAUGAAUACCUUUUCAGAGCCCCCACGAGAUCCCAACUUGCCCAAGCCAAUGCCGACGUUUACCGCCUUUUCUUCGCAGGAGCCGGUUCACUUCUCGGUGAUGCAUAAUCGAGGUCUCCCAUAGUUUCCAUAUGAAAGUAUCUUUCACAAGAUCUUCGACCAAAUACUCAACAUUUGAACAACCCAAUUUCUUCUUUGGUUUUAGCACCCUUUUGGAUUUUCUCUCAUUCAUCAACAUAAAAGUUCUUAUUUUUCAGCUCCUUCGAAAAAAGAUGUUUUUGCUUUCUCCUAGUUGUUCAGUCGUGUUCAAACUUUGAGAGAAAAAUUGUCUUCUUCUGAAAAAUAUUACAGAUUUUUUAUGCCUUUCAUUUAGCUUCUCAAUUUUUCUUCAAACGGGUUCUCCAAUAAUCCUGUUAUUUAUGAACUUUUCAGAGAAUCGAGAGGAAAUCGGAACCGAUAUCGCAGAACUCCGUUCUCCUGGACCUCGUCGAGCUUCUCCCUUGAACCCGACUUUCGGUGAGAAUUUCCUCUCAGAUAGUUCCGCUGUUCUGAAUGAAGAUACAUGAACAGGCGCAUUAUUUUUGUGAGAUAAAACAACUGUUUUAAUUCUAAAAAUAAAACAAUGUUCAGCAGGAAAAAGCAGGAAAUAAGAAGUUUAAUUCAAUUAAAACUACUUCUAAAUCGUGAUUUCGUUGAACCUUUGUUCUAAUAAAAAAGGAAGGACACGUCAGAAUAGAAACUUCUCAACUUACAGCAGAUAGUCGGAUUAAGACGAUUCAAAAAGUUCAUAUGGGUAGUCAACAUCAAGAAUUCCAUGCAAAAUUUCAGAAAUUUUGAGAAGAGGAAAGAAAAUCACAGAAGAAACUGCCUUCUUCAUUUUUUGUUGAAUUAUUGGUUUUUAUUCGCAUUCUAAUCAUUUAACUCUUUUUGCUUUUCUUGCUAAGCUUGAAAAAGCAUGUUUCGAGUUGUAGAAAAAAACCAUAUAUCAAGAUUUCAUAUUUCUUCCUAGGGAUGAGUCCGACUUCUCAAGACAAUCUGCACUCGGUUCGGAUUCCGUUCCCUUCGCCCGUAGCGUCGAAUGAACCUGAGACGGUGGCCGAAAAUGACACCGCGGAGGUAUUUUUUUAGAUUUAUAUGUUUUUUUCGAAAAAAAUAAUUCAAAUCUUCUCGGAGUUCAAGAAAUGAUGAAGACCUGUCGUUUCAUUUCCUUCGAUAUCCGUUUCUAAAAACCGAAUAUGAAAGUUUUUCUGUGUGAAAAGUAUGACCUGAGCUCAGAGAACAGUUCUGAUUCAGGCUCAUUUCUUCGAAAAUGAAAAAUGUUCGUGGCAAAGUGGAUCAUGUCGAAAAAGUGAUAAAAAAAAAAAGCAAAACUUUGUUUUUUCUCCUUGUUUCCAAACACUGUAGUCGUUUCUUAUCCGAAAUCUUCUGGGAAACUAGAUGAGAAUAGAAAAAAAACUUUUUCAUCAAAACGCCCAGUCUAUUUCUAUCCAAUAUCCGUCUUCAUGAUUCAUUUUAGGCCGAUCCUGUGGCGGCAGAGAGCGUCGAUCCCGAGGCGGGAAAUUCCAAGGAUUAG
Caenorhabditis auriculariae is the source of this 5421-nucleotide messenger RNA. The record is from the annotation of a GenBank genome assembly. NCBI's taxonomy places the organism in Eukaryota, Metazoa, Nematoda, Chromadorea, Rhabditida, Rhabditidae.